AUGACGACUCCGAGGACAGGACAUCUCAUUUCGUUAAAUGGCUAUUUCCUCUCGCCUCGCGCCUCCUUCUCGACUACUCGAGCUUGCAUCUCGGGAGGAGUUGAGGAUCGAGGAGGAAGAAAUUUGGGAAAAGAGAAAGGCCCGUUGUGUCACACUGCGCCAGGACUGCCCUACUGCCAAUUGUCUACAAUACUGCAAAAACUCAGUUGGUCAUACCCAUCAGCAUCAGGAGUUUGUGCUUGCAACUUGAAUAAUAAUUCAUUGCCAAGAUUCUUGACACAACUCAGCUCUGACACUGUCAACUUGACUGAGCAAGUGGUUAACUCUCCUGGAACCAUUAAGGCCAUUGUUCAAAUACUCAACAAUGUAGCCAAUGUGUCAUCAUCACUAAAUAUCCCAAUAACUAAUUCUUCAAUGGAGAACAUCCUAUUAACUGCAGGUGUCCUCACCAUAAAUGGCUCAAAGACAUCAUGGGGCUUUCUGAAUGGCAACGACACCAGCAACAUCAGAGCAACACAAAGAAAAAGUGUCAGCUCAGCAUUCUUGCAGUCCCUUGAGAAUAUAACAAGUUAUCUUACCAAUGACUCUUUCAAUAUUGACACACCUUCAAUUCUCUUGAACAAAACAACAUUUACAAACCCCUUUAUGGCAGACUUUAAUUCCUCUGUGGAGAUAGACAUACCAACGUCUGAUGGAAGAAGUAAGUUUAUCACUGUGGUAACAUUUGCCUCAAUGGAUAACGUGCUCCCUGCAAGAGACAAAGGAAAUUCAUCCAUCUACGUCAUCAACGGGAGAGUCGUACUUGUUCAGUCCAGUGGUACCGUCGAUAAUGUUUCGUUCACAUUUGAUAUUAUAAACAAUACUCUGGGGAACGCUCAGUGUGUUUUCUGGAACUUCAGCCUCUUCAGUGGUCUCGGGGGAUGGGACAAUGGGGGCUGCGUGUUGGUAUCUAACAACACCAACGUCACCUGCAACUGCAACCACCUGACCUCAUUCUCUAUCCUUAUGUCACCCUACACCAUAUUUGACAUUGUGUUGGAUUACAUUACCUACAUUGGAGUUGGCAUAUCUAUGGCUUCCUUGGUCAUAUGCCUCAUUAUUGAAGCUAUCGUCUGGAGAAAAAUAAGAAGGAACACCACAUCUUACUUGCGUCAUGUUUCCAUUGUUAACAUCGCUGUGUCUCUCCUGAUUGCUGACAUCUGGUUCAUUAUUGGGGCCGCCAUCUCAGAUGCAAAGACCGUAAACCAAUCAGCAUGCACUGCGGCUACAUUUUUUAUCCAUUUUUUCUACCUUGCCCUGUUCUUCUGGAUGUUAGCCUCAGCUCUGCUGUUGUUCUACCGCACAGUCAGUGUCUUCGACGGGGGUUUGUCUAAAACAUCUAUGUUGGCUAUUGGAUUCUCUCUAGGCUACGGGGGCCCUCUCAUCAUCGCUGUCAUAACUAUAGCUGUAACUGCACCCCAAAAUGCGUACAUCCGAGACGCUGGGGUCUGCUGGCUCAACUGGGAUAAAUCCCAAGCUCUACUGGCAUUUGUGAUCCCUGCACUGACAAUAGUGGUGAUAAACCUGUUAAUCCUGCUUGUUGUGAUUUACAAAAUGUUGAGAAGAAGGGUAGGAGACUCUGCACAAGCAGCUGAGAAGCAUGUAAUGGUGGUUAUUGCAAGGAGUUUGGCUGUCCUCACACCAUUUUUUGGAUUAACUUGGGGUCUGGGAGUCGGAACCCUCGCCGACCCGAACAAUAGAGGAAUCCGUAUUAUAUUUGCAUUGUUCAAUUCACUGCAGGGUUUCUUCAUAUUGGUGUUUGGAACUCUGCUGGACAAAAAGGUGCGGUCAGAAUUAGGGUCAGAAAUGUCCAGAAGUGGAACAAGGAGCACCAGCACUGGAAACUCAUCAAGUGUAUUUACCUUUUUCAAGAAAGCUAAAGCUUCCAGACAAAACCUUAAAAGCUAAACUUCUAAAUGCUAGUGUAGCGGUUUUAUUAACUGCUAGCGCCUUAUGGUAGUCAUGUCAUAUGUAAUUUUGGCCACAUACUUUGGUCUAGAAAUCUCAACAACUAUUACACAUAUUGCCAUAACAUUUUGUUUAGACAGUUAUGUUUCCUACACUAUAAAAAUGCC
Molecule: messenger RNA, 2114 nt
Organism: Micropterus dolomieu (smallmouth bass)
Lineage: Eukaryota; Metazoa; Chordata; Actinopteri; Centrarchiformes; Centrarchidae
Product: adhesion G-protein coupled receptor F1-like
Exons: 6
Coding region: 1-1947 (648 amino acids)
Biological process (GO): G protein-coupled receptor signaling pathway; cell surface receptor signaling pathway
Cellular component (GO): membrane
Molecular function (GO): G protein-coupled receptor activity
Source: RefSeq, a predicted model, not a curated record